UAGUGUAGAUUAUUUUUUGACCGAAGAGCAUUUUAUGUUUCGCGAUACCAUAGAUGGUUUUGUGCAAAAUCAUAUGACCCCCGAUUUUGAGAAAUGGGAAAAAGAAGGCAAGGUGGAUCGUGCGUUUUUUAAAGCCGCGGCCGAAUAUGGCUUUUUGGGGCUUACAGUGGGCGAACAGCAUGGAGGCAUGGGGCUAGAUGAUAUGUAUUCUUUGGUGUUGUUGGAGCAAAUGGCCCGCCAUAAUAUGUUCGGCCCUGCUUUGGGCAUAUGCGCACAUUCCUAUUUGGCCAUGAAUUAUUUAAACCAUGCUGCCAACGAAGAUCAAAAACAACGCUACUUGGCUCUAUCGGUAACCGCUGAGAAAAUUGGCUGUUUGGCCAUGACCGAACCUGGCGCUGGAUCGGAUUUGGCUGCAUUGCGCACCACGGCCAUUAAACAGGGCGAUCAUUAUAUUGUUAAUGGUUCUAAAACCUUUAUCACCAAUGGGGUGUAUGCCGACUAUGCCGUGGUGGCGGUUAAAACAGAUCCCAAUGUAGGGGCUGCAGGCGUUAGCUUGCUCAUCAUUGAUUGCAAUAGCGAAGGGUAUACCACCACCAAACUUAAUAAAUUGGGCAUUCGUUCAUCCGAUACCGCCGAAAUAGGGCUAAAUAAUGUGAAAGUACCCGUGGAAAAUUUAUUGGGAGAGGAAGGUAAAGGGUUUUAUUAUAUGAUGGAAAGUCUACAAACCGAGCGUUUAUCGGUGGCUUGGUUGUGCGUAGGGUCUUGUUUGGGCGUUAUGGAUUUAACCUUAGAAUACAUCAAAUCCAGAGAGGCCUUUGGCAAACCCAUUGCCAAAAUUCAGGUAUUGCGUCACAAGUUGGCCGAAUUACAAACCGAAAUCGAUUGUACCCGAGCAUUGAUGUAUUUGGCCACCCAACGAUUGGCCAAGGGUCAAAAUGUGGUUAAAGAAGCUUCCAUGCUCAAAUUAAAAUCGGCCGAGCUUUUUAAAACCGUAACGGACGAAUGUUUGCAAAUGUUUGGGGGGUAUGGUUAUAUGGAAGAAUACAAGAUAGCCAGAGCGUACCGAGACGCUCGAGUUGGAACGAUCUUGGCUGGAUCAUCUGAGAUUAUGCGUGAAAUCAUAGCCAAAAUGUAUAUUGACGGAAUAGAAUAUAAUAAA
This is a messenger RNA of Notodromas monacha, 1159 nucleotides long. The record is from the annotation of a GenBank genome assembly. NCBI's taxonomy places the organism in Eukaryota, Metazoa, Arthropoda, Ostracoda, Podocopida, Cyprididae.